Diospyros lotus (date-plum) is the source of this 1348-nucleotide messenger RNA. RefSeq names its product protein BEARSKIN2. Gene Ontology annotation, molecular function: DNA binding. NCBI's taxonomy places the organism in Eukaryota, Viridiplantae, Streptophyta, Magnoliopsida, Ericales, Ebenaceae. Gene Ontology annotation, biological process: regulation of DNA-templated transcription. The transcript is spliced from 3 exons. Bases 99 to 1202 code for a protein of 367 amino acids. The record is from RefSeq and is a predicted model, not a curated record.
UAUAUGUUCAUAGAGAGAAUAAGAAGAAGAAGAAGAAGAAAGUGUGCUUUUUCAGAAACGGCGGUGGCCGCAGCAAGUAAUUAAUAUCGAGAACGACGAUGGCUUCAUCAAGCGGCGGCGGCGGCGUUCCACCUGGAUUCCGGUUCCACCCGACGGACGAAGAGCUUCUUCACUACUACUUGAAGAAGAAGGUGACGUUUCAGAAGUUCGAGAUGGAGGUGAUCAGAGAGGUGGAUUUGAAUAAGAUAGAGCCCUGGGACCUCCAAGAGCGAUGCAGAAUAGGGUCGACACCACAGAAUGAGUGGUACUUCUUUAGCCACAAGGACCGCAAGUACCCAACUGGAUCAAGGACAAAUAGGGCAACAAAUGCAGGUUUCUGGAAGGCAACAGGCAGGGAUAAGUGCAUCCGAAACAGCUUCAAGAAGAUUGGUAUGAGAAAAACCCUCGUUUUCUACAGGGGUAGAGCUCCUCACGGCCAAAAAACUGAUUGGAUCAUGCACGAAUAUCGCCUUGAAGAAGCCGAUGACACCCAAUCCACUAAUUCCAAUGAAGAUGGGUGGGUGAUUUGCAGGGUGUUCAAGAAAAAGAACUUGUUCAAAGCGGCCGGCGGUGAAGGAACAGCCAGCCUGGGCAUGGCAGCCGAUCAGCUCAACAACACACCCAACGCCAAUCAAUCUCGUACCUUCGCCCAUCGAGACGGCCAAUACCUUCUGCGGCAGCAGCCGGCCGCCGCCAACCAGCAAAACUUCCAUCUCUACAAGUCCUCGGAGCUCGCCCUCAAUUACUCGCCUAUUCCCAUGCCUUACGCCCACAUUAAUCAACCCCAAAACCUUCUCCCAGCACUCCACAAGCCGAUGCCCGCCUACGACUACUCCUCGACGAGUCAGCUCAUUUCCAGCCCUAGAGACUGCGAGAGCGGCAGCGUAAACCAUCUCCGGUACGAGGCGGGAUUGGAGGUUGGGACGUGUGAGCCUUCUCAUCAGACCAUGGUGGCUGCAGCAGGAAGAGAUCAUCAUGAUGGGAAUAUGAAUGAGUGGGGGAUGCUUGAUAGGUUUGUGAGUUCUAAUAUUGGUGGGAAUAAUGAAGAUUCAUCCAAGGGGGCUGUGAGGUUUCAGGAUGAGGAUGGGAACACGCCGUCGAUUCAUCAGAUGGAUCAACUCUCGCUGCGUGGAGAGAUGGAUUUCUGGGGCUAUGGGAAAUAGUGGCCUGCAGUGAUCUACCCGGCUGCUACAUUUAUAAACAAACACUGCUAAACAAACAUUGUAAGAUUAUUAAUUAAUUUGCCUGUGUAUUCACUAUUCAUCAUGAAUUAACCAUUUUAUUCAUAUGGAAAAGUCCAUUAAUUUAA